Molecule: messenger RNA, 1404 nt
Organism: Wyeomyia smithii (pitcher-plant mosquito)
Lineage: Eukaryota; Metazoa; Arthropoda; Insecta; Diptera; Culicidae
Exons: 1
Coding region: 1-1404 (467 amino acids)
Molecular function (GO): zinc ion binding; nucleic acid binding
Source: RefSeq, a predicted model, not a curated record
AUGACGGAGGAUUCAGGCGGUAGAGAUCCGCCUUGGGCCUUCGGAUCCAGGUUCAACGGCCUGAACUUGGACCAACAAGAUUUGGAUUGGACACAGACACAUACGAAAGGAAACAAUCGAGGAAACAAAGGAAACAAAAGAACGGCAACACGAGAAACGCAACGAGAAUACCAGUUCACGAAACAAUUAAGAGUGGAUUCAAUACCAACUCACAAUGGACCACGCUAUCUUGUUUUAAACCGUACCGAUGGAAAAAAGACAAUGACUACUGUCUCCCCAUUUUUCAUCAGGAAAGCAAUAGACAGCAUUACUACAAAUGUUUCGAUCACCAGAACGAAAGAAGGCGGAUUACUACUAAAAACCGUAGACAGACAACAGGCAGUAAAACUACUUAAGCAGACCAAACUAGGCGAAACAAUAGAAGUUGAAAUAAAGGAACAUCCAACACUAAACACAACACGUGGAACAAUUUUCUGCCCAGACCUCAACAUGCAUACCGACCAGGAAAUCGUCGAGGAAAUGAAAGACAUACACGUUAUUGAUGUCAAACGAAUCAAGCGCCGUAAGGGUGAUCAGUAUGAAGACUCAGGAGCAUUCAUUCUAACGUUUAAUCUGGGAACCCUCCCUGGUUCCAUAGAUGCCGGUUUUCAUCGCUGUAAAGUCCGACAGUAUGUACCACCUCCAUUGCGUUGCAUGAACUGUCUGAAAUUUGGCCAUAAGAAGGAUCAAUGCAAAGGAAAUCAAGUUUGUGCUAACUGCGCCAGUUUAUACCACGAUAGGACUGAAUGCCAACAAAAAACCACGUGUGUUGUUUGCCGGGAAGACCACCACGCCUUAUCUAAGAACUGUCCAGUAUACAUCGAUGAACUCGAGAUCCAGCGACUAAGAGUAAUCGAAAAGAUCACUUAUCGUGAAGCAAGACAAAAGAGAAGAUCCCAAGCACCAGACCCAAAUCCACCUCGGCUGAGAGAAUUGUUCUCUAGUCAACUCAAAAUUCGAAACAAUAUCAACAACGAGAGACAAGCAGAGAACCCCACUGGAGACCAACGUACAGAGAGAACCGAACGUAACCCACGCAACUUUAACAGCAGUACUCAGAUGAACACCAGAACAUCCAAUCUCCAACCCGAAGACAACUCAUCGAAUCACGCCAGCGAUUCACUAGACGCAACUACAACUACACAGCAUAGACAUCAACAGCAGACAGAAGCUCAAUUUCAGAAUGACUCACGAUACAGUUCGAUAAAUACAGGUACCACUAACACGACUAACAACAUGAUUUACGGAAUAAACGAAAAUACAACUGAUCCUAACACUACUAACUCAAUUAGAAACCUCAGUAAUCUAUCGCAAGCAAUAUCUCAGUCGAUAUUUGUCGAUGAGAUAGAUAUAGAUAAUAUCUAG